AUGACUGGCAAGCAAGAAUGGAAUAAACAGCAAAGUUUGAUCAAAUUUCUGACUCUUGAUUGUUGGAAUUAUUAUGGUGAAAUAUUUAGGAAUAUGAAAGCACUGAUGUGUGAGGGCAACAAAGGCCAAAAUAUCAGAAAAAACUUUGAAAUUGUCGACUUCAUAAAUUCCUCGACAACUCCAAUGAGGGGGAAAUUUCCUUGUCGCUUCAGCAAAAUUAGAACUUUCUGUCCUAAGGAAACUAUGAAAUUCAACUUUGAGAGUUUUUCACCCGAAACUGAGUCUGUGAAGUGCAGUUGUAAAGCUUUUACACUUGAGCACAAAAGCUCCAAAGUAAACUUAAAAAUCAAAUUUCAUGGUAAACAUUUAGAGCGCAGCACCGGAAAAAACAAUGAUAGAAGGAAGCAAACAAAAACGAAAUGUUUAGUAUCAGGGAAAAAGAGACAAAGCAUUAACAUAGCACAGCAGAAAUAG
Clunio marinus is the source of this 474-nucleotide messenger RNA. The record is from the annotation of a GenBank genome assembly. Lineage: Eukaryota; Metazoa; Arthropoda; Insecta; Diptera; Chironomidae.